AUGAUAGAGACUGCAACCUCAAUAUUACAAAGCAGUCAGGCAAACACAACAAAAAGAGAAAAUGAUAGUGACUCAACUUCCACUAAUGAUAACGCCAGAUACAACUUAAGCUCCAUGGAAGAGAAUCGGAAACUGGGGGAUUAUAAUCCAUCAUCAAUAGUACCAAAAGAAGGGGCGGAUGGUUCUGACAAGAAAAGCCCCAACUCAUCAAAUGAGUUGAGAAGCCAACAACGGCAACAACUGGAAUCACAAUUUGUCCAGGACCCUCAAACGCAACAACAACAACAACAACAGCAGCAGCAACAGCAGCAGCAACAACUUCCGUCUCCAACAUCUUCUCACCAUAGUCAUAAUAGCAACUCUAACAAAGGGAAUCUGCUACAGGACCAGAAUGAGGAACAACACUCGUCUUCGGAAUCCUACAACAAAUCGGAUCUAAUGUUCACAAAAAAGGACUUGAGCAAGUCUCGUACUCAAUCAUACCAAUCGGUUUUGUCACUUGCAUCUUUAAAAUCCCUCAAGCAACAUCAAAUACAACCAAUGACUGCUGUCAAUGGUACUGGGAACCAGCCACCAGGAUUGAAUGGACCAACAUUGCAUAGAAAUAAUAGCACAAAGGGGAAUGGCAGCACUCAGCUUACGAGAUCUAAUUCAGCAAUGAAUACCGCAAAGAAUUUUCAAUCAUAUAUCCAAGCCCCUGUGUUGUCAAGUUUAUCGACUCAAAAACUGAAUGAAGAUUUGCAAAUUGGUCAGCAAUUACCAUUUCACGAUAAACCAAUAGGCAACAAAUCGAGACGUACAACCAACAAUAGCUCAAGCAACGAUGGUGACAACGAGGAUGCAGAUGAUGCUAAUGAUGAAGAAAUUUUGUCACAACAAAGAAACUUGACCUUGAAUGCGUUGAAAAAAUUGAGUUUGUCUCCUAGGCCCAUUACGAAUCCUGAUGAUAUAGUCAUUCCUAAAGCUGUGGAGAGCGAUAGCAAGUUGAGAUCGAAAGGACAGGAACCUUACCAACCGGCAGAAGUUGAUUUGUCAUCAUUUGCUAGUCUAACAAGACAACCCAAAGUGACGCCCAAAGCUGCAUCGCCAUCGCCUUCAUCUUCGACAAUUCAUUCAGAAAAGUCGUCUCAUUCACAAAUUUGUGCAAAGCCGUCAUUGGACAGUCUCCCAGAGGGACAAGUGGCAAAUACAGAUACUUCAACAAAGGAGAGCGAUAUCAGUCAGUAUCAUCAUAAUUUGAGACAACAACAAAUGGAUUCUCUCAAGCUACAAACAGAUAAACAUUUACGGAAUACAACUGCUCAUCAAGGAGAUCUACAGCACCAACAACAAGAGCCAUCUAAACUGAUACUGUCGCAACAAUAUGUGAACGGGACACAACUUCCUCAAGCAACACCAAGAGUCCCCGCCGCGGUGAUCCCACCACAAGACAUUAAUACCCGAAGAAAGCCCCUGAACUCAUCGGCACCACAAAAUCUUGCUACUAAUAACUUGCACGUGCAAUGCCAUUUACAGCAACCUCAGCCCAAUUCCCAUCACAAGAAUGCAAAUGCAAGAUCCACAAGACAGUUGCAACAAAUCAAAGGGUUGAGAACGCCGAUGUACAUACCGGCUGUUUUGAGAAUGACUCAAAAUGGUGGCUAUGACUACCAUAACCGCUCAACAUCAAACUCACCAGAAAUGGGCUCAACUCCACCAACUGCUCAAAGUCCAGAAAACAACUAUGAAACCCAUUUGCAAGCGUUUGGGCAAAAAAGUUUAAAUUCGUCAACUGCAUCAAUUAAAUCAACUGACUCCUCAAGAUCCAUUGAAUCGAGUAGCUCCCCAAAAUUUGGCUCAUUAAAUAGAUUUUUAAGUGCCGGGAAUUUGGGAAGGUCGUUUGAUUACAUGUCCAAUGCACCUCCAACAAGGAGGCAUUGGGUGAAGGAUGAAGCGGUAACUGCUUGUGGUAUACCUUCCUGCAAUAAGACAUUCAACUUUUUUGAGAGGCGGCACCAUUGCCGAAAAUGUGGUGGUAUAUUUUGCAAGGAGCACACAUCGCAUUCCUUAUAUAUUAAUAGAAUGGCACAAUUCACCACAGGAGGAAGAGGAACAUUAUCAAAAGUGUGCGAUAAUUGCAUACAAGAGUAUAACGAGUUUAUACAGCGAGAGUUUGGAGUGAACAUAACCAGUACAAAACUGCCUUCCCCAAUGGAUUUGAACCGUCAUGUUGAGAACAACGUCAUAAAUAACUUGUCUCAUCCAUCCAAGCAUGAGCAGAUACGGCAGCUGUAUAAGGACCUUGAUAGAAAUGCCCUAAGACAGAAUCAAAUUGAUAUGAGGGGAGACACUGUUGGUGGUGGUAGUGGCGAUUCAAAUUCGAGGGCAGCUGACCAGUUAGUUGGAAGUGUUCCUGCAAACUGGACGUGGAGCUCCUUUUGA
Molecule: messenger RNA, 2421 nt
Organism: Lodderomyces parapsilosis
Lineage: Eukaryota; Fungi; Ascomycota; Pichiomycetes; Serinales; Debaryomycetaceae
Exons: 1
Coding region: 1-2421 (806 amino acids)
Biological process (GO): protein transport to vacuole involved in ubiquitin-dependent protein catabolic process via the multivesicular body sorting pathway; protein targeting to vacuole
Cellular component (GO): ESCRT-0 complex
Molecular function (GO): ubiquitin binding; metal ion binding; phosphatidylinositol-3-phosphate binding
Source: RefSeq, a predicted model, not a curated record